Messenger RNA from Phytomonas sp. EM1, 939 nucleotides. The record is from the annotation of a GenBank genome assembly. Lineage: Eukaryota; Euglenozoa; Kinetoplastea; Trypanosomatida; Trypanosomatidae.
GCAAAAGGAUUAUUGUGAGUAGGUUGUACAAUCUAUUUUGCUUUGGGUCCAUUCUUUCCCGCUUCAUACUUUCAUACAAUUGAAUCGAACAACUAAAUAUCGAAUUUACUGAAAUAUGGCAACUUCUUCGGAGGAGGAACAGAUCGUACAACAGUACAACCGUCUUCGGCAGGAGCAGAGCACGAUUAUGUCGCGUAUCGCGGAGCUGGAAAAUGAAAGCCACGAGCACGAGCUCGUCGCGGAGGAGCUUCGCCCGCUCAACGUCGAUCGCUGCUGCCAUCGUUUGGUUGGCGGCGCGCUCGUGGAGCGGACGGUGGGAGAGGUGCUGCCGGAGAUUGAACAGAACCUGACGGCAAUACGCGCGGCGUUAUCGCAGCUGAAUAAGGGCCUCACCGAGAAGGAAAAGCAGAUGGAUGAGUUCAUCGCGCUGCAUAAGCUUAGCCGCCCAGGCGGUGUGGGAGCGAAGGAUGAUAAGGUUUCCUCGAACGCGGCCGCUGGGGGAAACAACCGUGGUGUUUUGGCAUAAGCCUCGGCGUCUAUGUUGAUUUCUAAAGACUAACAAUGGGAGUGAACCAAGUUUGUUUAUUUAUUUAUAUAUUUUAAGAAAUUGGAGCCUCGAAGAUCGAUGCAAAUGGGCUGCACAGUCGCAGUAAGGAAACUAAAAAUAAAUGCAAGCCUUUUCCCUUCCUCUGAUAAGGCAAUGCAUAUUUACCCCCCUCUUCCCUCCCCCGUCCCUUCCUAUCGGAUGAAGAUGAUGAUGAUGAGUGGUUUGUCUUUCGUCUCUGGUUUAGUAAAAUUGUGAAGUGGAACCUCCCACAAGCAUCUGCAUGAGGAAUUCGUACGAGGAGAGAAAUAACGGCAGUGCAUGCAACCUUUCCCUGCAUCGACUUUAACAUAUUUGUAAAGGCUGACUCUUUUUCUCUGGUGAGUCGAUCGAAA